ACUAGUUACUCCAAAUACGCAAUGUAUGGUGGACGUGGUACACUAAAAGCUUGCAAUUUUGUGCACAACGAUGAAAUCUGGAAAGACCAUGUUCAAAUGGAAAUUGUGGCGCAGAGAAAAUGGCCAGACAGAUGGGGAUUCUUUGCUGAAACUUAUGAUCAGCUCGAGCAGAGCCUUGAAGAGAUUGGAGACGAAAUCCCACCCAAUGCCAAGGUCAAGAAUACCACUGCUGAUCUAGCAACGCGGGCUUUUGAAAUCUAUGAUUUUAAACCCGAAAAAAGUGGAAAAAACCCCAACGAAAAAUUCCCAGAGACAGACAGUAAGCAUAUUGGCUGGCGGCUGAACUUUAAAGCGCCAAUAUCACAAUACAUAAUUAAGAGUACUGGAAAAAAAGACAUUCUUAGACAAUUGGAGUGGCCUGCGGAAAGUCUUUAGGAAAAACUGGACGAAAAGAAUAGUGACCGUUAAGGCAGAUUUCACGAUCCUUCAAUAAAGACUUCAUUUUCAU
Molecule: messenger RNA, 508 nt
Organism: Exaiptasia diaphana
Lineage: Eukaryota; Metazoa; Cnidaria; Anthozoa; Actiniaria; Aiptasiidae
Exons: 3
Coding region: 22-435 (137 amino acids)
Source: RefSeq, a predicted model, not a curated record